Messenger RNA from Sebastes umbrosus (honeycomb rockfish), 12816 nucleotides. RefSeq lists its product as uncharacterized. Gene Ontology annotation, molecular function: nucleic acid binding; zinc ion binding. Bases 521 to 11824 code for a protein of 3767 amino acids. Lineage: Eukaryota; Metazoa; Chordata; Actinopteri; Perciformes; Sebastidae. Gene Ontology annotation, cellular component: nucleus. The record is from RefSeq and is a predicted model, not a curated record. The transcript is spliced from 34 exons.
CCCGCUGAGUGAGCCAUUAAUGGCUUUAAGCCCUCGGAAAUGCAAAACACUCGAGUUCCGGAACACCUGGGUUGAAAUUCCACAAUACGGGAAUACCGGAGGACUUUUGCUGAGCUGGGAAGAUUCACCUCGUUACUUUUAACUUAUUAUUCCGUGCCUAAAAUUGGUUUAUAAUGAUCUGCUGCAAGCACCACAUGAAAGCGGAUCCAUUGCCUUAAUUUCCCAGGACUGCGGGAGGAUUUUGCUACUUCAGGAAUUCUCUCCGCUGGAAUUACUUGCGGACAAAACUUCUUUUUUUUCUUUGCAAACAUGGAAAUAAUUCAAACAAAAUAGCAGGAGAAAACUUUUCUUUUUUACUUCUUAAAUUUGGGGAUUUAUCUUUGGAUUUGGAAGUGCUUCCCAACGAGAGACUCAAAAGUAGACGUGUGCUACAUGUGUGUGUCUUAAGACGUUAAGAAAGUGCAUAUUGGUUAUAUGUCUGUGUGCGUGUUUGCGGGUAUCUGUGUGUAUACUUUUGGCCAUGCUGGAGGAAAAGAAGGCCCGGGGUUCUCUGCAACAACCGGGCUCAGCAGACGCAGGUGACCCAAAAACGUCGAAGAUCAACAGCGGCACCCGUAACUUGGCCGCGGGUAAAACCAACCACAUCUCAAACAGCAGCAACGCCAUCGACCCUGCACGCCGCUUUGCAUUGCUAUCGGAGCGUUGUGCCCCUUCUCCUGCUCCAGGGCCCCUAACGAGCCCCCUACUUGGAGGGCUCCCAGGGAGCUCGCUCCUGAUUGGCCAGCAGGCUGCCUCCUUGCAGCUAGCUCAACUGAAAGCCCAGCUAGCACUGACGCAGAUAAACAACGCUCUCGCUGUUGGCAACCGAGCUGCGACCUUGACAGCCAACUCCAACACAUCUGCUCCCUACAUACCCAGAGUACCCCCCUCCCCAACUGCGGCGGCUAUCAAUCUCCUUAACCUUCUGAAGAUUGCAAACACCAUGUCCCAUCCCCUGUAUAACCCCUAUGCCUCUGGGAACCAAAGUUCCAUCCAGGGGCAGUAUGGACUCCCCAGUACACAGGCAGAGAGGGACCCUCGGAUGGCAACUUCUCACCUUGGACCUGGCUCCAGCUUCAGUUCUUCUGGAGCUCCUUCUGUGACUCCUGCCAACUCUGGUGGAAUGCUCCCUUCGCUGCUGCCUCAGUCGAUGAGCUACAGGCCUGAACAGAGUAGGGCCAUAAUAGAUGAUAACAUAGAGAGGUCUAUAGACAUGCAUAUUAGCAGAGCCAGAGAGGAGGUGAGGCUUAUUGGCAAGCCGAUGCUACAGCCCAUGGACCAGGGCACUCACUUUACCAGCACUCGAAGAGAUGAGUUUCUCUCCUCAGGCACAGGGAUGGCCUCCUACCCAAUGUCCUCAAGCUCUGCCUCUCUAGGACAAAGACACUCAGGCGUUGAAACUGGCAGUAGCUCCUUGGACUGGUCAUCAAACUACACAAAGCCCACUGCAAAUGACCCCUCUAGAUUUUAUUCAUCUGCUUCGUCUAACUAUGCAGGUGGUGGUGACGGUAGGUUUAAUGCCCCCAGUGAAAGAGAACGUGAUAUGCAGUCCAUUCCAGGGUUGGGCGAUUUUGACUAUCCAGUGCCGGACAAACCUGCUGCCACUGCGGAGUCCGGUCGACCCAAGUACACCUCUGAAUCAGCUUCUAACAUCCUUCUCCAAUUUGGACUGGAAAAAGAAGACCUGGAACAUCUCAUCUCCUACCCUGAAGACCAGAUCACCCCUGCUAACCUGCCGUUCAUCUUGCGGGAAAUCCGCUAUGAAAAGACAAAGAGAGCUGCAACUGCAGUUCAGUCAAAACCCUGCCCCGAACCCCAACCCGCCAGUAGUGUGAGUGGAAUGCAUUGUCGCAGUUUGAGUAGUUCUGGAGGGGCAAGGAUGCACCAGGAGGAAAUAUCGUCUGUUCUCCAGCCGAGUAAAGUGAUUGACUAUGGACAUACUGGCAAAUAUACUGGAGGGGUUAGGGAUGAGAUUGGAAGGACCAGUGGCAGUAGAGCUAACAGUGGUGGGAGUAUGCUGCCAAUGAACACUUACGACAGUAACAGACACAGUCGAGAACCACUACAGAAAACUACAACAGAGGUGAAAAGCAGUGCCUUUGGUUCUUCACGUGACCAGGGAAGUUCUGUUUCCAGUCUCAGCUCUUCUUACAGUUCAAUACUGAGCUCUGUGGCUCCCCCAAGCAAUGAUCAGACUAAACGAUUGCAGACCCAACCAAACCAGACUUUCCAAUCAAUCCUCAGCUCUUUCUCUCUGCCAAAGAAAGACACAGACAUCAGAGUUCUCAAGUCUGAAGCUCCCAAACCCGUACCUCUGAAAGAACCAGAGGCAGAUCGCCAGUCAACGUCGAAUGCCCAACCACCCAACACUCUGUACCGUGGUGUGCAUCCCACCCGACCUGGCCUUGUGGUCAUUGGCAGUAAUGUCGCCAGCAGCACUAAGGAUCAGAGUCAAAUUCCAGGACAAGGGUCAAUCGUUGCUGAGCAGAGGAAAAUGCAGCAGACACAGCAGCAGCCGAUGCAGCAGAUGCAGAUGCAGCAGAAGCAACCGAUGCAGCAGAUGCAAAAGCAGCCAACGCAACAACAACCGAUGCAGCAGAUGCAGCAGAAGCAACCGAUGCAGCAGAUGCAACAGCGGAUGCAACAGCAGCCAACACAGCAACAACUGAUGCAGCAGAUGCAGAAGCAGUCAUCGCAGCAACAACCGAUGCAGCAGAUGCAGCAACGAUCAAAGCAGCCGAUGCAGCAGAUACAGAAGGAGCAGAUGCAGCAGAAGCAGCCGAUGCAGCAGAUGCAGCAACAAUCAAAGCAGCAGAUGCAGAAGCAGCCGAAGCAGCAGAUGCAGCAGAAACAACCGAUGCAGAAGCAGCCGAUGCAGCAACAAUCGAAGCAUCAGAUACAGAAGCAGCAGACACAGAAGCAGGCAGUAUCACAGACGGGGCAAGCCAUGUGGCCUCAGGUUUUUCCUGCUGCGAAAUCAGUUCCCCCUGCUUCUCACAUACCCAGCAUCGCUGGCGCCAUGCAACGUCCAGGUGGUCAUCACCCCAUCGUUAUUCCUCCAGCUCAGCCUCAGCUAAUCCCGGGCCUGAUGAACCUCAUGCAUCUGACCCCGACACCUUCCAACAGGCAGCUUCCGGCAAAGACGGCAGUCUCCAAGGGUCAGCCAACGGCGGCCAUGAUGCAUGACUAUGCGGCGGAGACGCCGAGAAUCUUUCCACAUACCUGUUGUCUGUGUAACAAAGAAUGUACUCAAAUGAAGGAUUGGAUCUCCCACCAGAACUCCAGCCUUCACCUUGGGAAUUGCAAAUUACUCCGUACACAAUUCCCAGAGUGGGAUGGUGAGAUCGUACUCAGGUCCAGUGCUGCAGGUAAAGAUACCAAACCCUCGCCCACAACUUCUUCACAGACUUCGCAGCAUCGUCAGAAAGCCAGGCAUGGAAGCCGCUCCCUUUCCCGCUCGCCCAGCCCCCGUCGCAACCACGGCUCAGAGGGUAAAAGGGAGAAACGCAAUAGCCGAUCACAUUCACCGCACAGCUCCAGAUACACUCGCAGGUCCCGGUCUCGUUCUCUUUCCCCAUGGUAUGACCGCCCUACCUCCUCCCGCUAUCUGUCGCGUUCAAGGAGUCCCGAGAGACGAUCGCCGCCGAGGAGGAGAGAUGAGAAAUGGUCGCCACCAAGGAGGAGAGACGAUAGACGAUCGCCAUCGAGUAGAAGCGACGAGAGGCGAUCGUUAUCUAGGAGGAGUGACGAGAGACGGUCAUUAUCUAGGAGUGACGAGAGACGAUUGCCACCAAGGAGGAGCGACGAUAGACGAUCGCCACCAAGGAGGAGUGAUCAGCGCCGAUCCCCUCAACGAAAGAAGUCGAGCAGUGCAGAGAGCCUCGUUAAGAAACUACUGGAAACAUCAGCUGCCCAGUCUCUGUCAAACCAGUCUGACCUGGAGGCUGUGGUUAAAACUCUGGCUCCCGCCUUUCUGGCCGAGCUAGCCAAGAUGAAGUCAUCGUCAUCAUCUUCCUCUUCCAAAGGAGGAAAGCCCUCCUCCUCGUCGUCUUCAGCGUUGACUAAAAAAGCAAAGCCCAGCCUGCAGAAGAGCGAGGCGAGUUCUUCCACAAAGAUGAAGUCUGAUAAUUAUUUUCCCCCGACCAUGGUGAAACUAGAAGGGAUCCAACGUCAAGUCUCUUAUGACGAUGUGUUGGCUGCAGUGGAGCACUUUGGAAAAACCAAGUUUCUGUUUCGGUCCAAAAAAGAGGCAAUCGUGCGUUUCGAGAAAGAGGAAGACGCAAAGAAAUUGAAGAGCGCAAAAAGCCUAGAUGUGAAAGGAGUGGCAAUCACUGUUGUCAGAGAAAAGGAGACUGUUGCUAAGGGGCAAAAGAAACCUCAGAAAAAACCUGCCACGUCCAGUGUCUCCACACCUCAGACCACUACCGCGAGAAAGGUUCUUCUCCCUACACCUAAAAUGCCUCUGCUUAAAGGGCUUAAAACGACUUCAUCUUUACCUUCUGGAGCCAAAAAAGCUACGACAGGCAAACUUACCGAUCAGAAAAGUGCAACUAAAGGCUCAGUUAAAGGCCCGACGACUGUCACUAAGGCAAAAGUUUUGGUUUCCAAAGCGAAAAACGUGUCAACCAAGCAGAUAACUAAAAUGGUUAAAAAACAAAAGUUGCCUGCGAAGGGAGCUGAGAGAAAGGCCGUGGUAAAGCAAAAAGCGUCUUCAGGAUCCAAGUCCACGGCUCCAGAAAAUCAGCCUGAUGUACAAAAUUCCAAGCCUAAAGAAUCUGAAACCAAGGUUCAAGAAGCUGUGCCGAAAGACACAGCUGAGGUUGUUGAAAAGGCAAAUGUGACAGUUUUUGAGCCUGAGCAUCAGGCCGAAGUUGAUAAAACCAAUGACGCCGAAGACGCUGAACCAAUGGAAGUUGGGGAAAUGAGAGUUGGAAGUUGUGCUGAGGGCCAAGGAGAAAAACCGACAACUACAGAAGCUGUACUGGAAAAUUCUGCAGACAAAUCCAGUGAGAGUCAACCACCUCUCAGUACAGUUGAUACCCGGCCAACAGAAACCUCUGUCGAAGCUUUACCACACGUCCAGCAAAGCACCUUGUCAGAACCAGAGUCCACUGCACAAGGACCAGAGACCAAGACGGAGGUUUCACACAUGCAACAGCAGGCUGCAGGAAGCUCGACCGAAACCACUGUGGAGGCAGAGCUGCCGGGUGGAGUGGUGGAGACGAAAACUAUGCAAAAAGAUCCUGUGACUGCAGCUGAGACCAAAACGGAUGCAGCGUCAGCCAGCGAUGCCUCCAAACCCAAUGCAGUUACACAUCUGACUAUUGGGGAGAUGAUAAAUAAGCACCUGUUGCUAUGCAAAAUACGGUGCCUCAAUCUGAAAACCUGCUUCUGUCCAAGAUUUGGUUCACUUUAUAAGAAGAUGUUGUUCAUCAGCAACCUGCCGCAGUAUCACGAUGGCUGCUACACAGAGUGUGACAUCGCCAAACUGCUCAGGCCAUUUGGGUUUCAAUAUACAGACGACAGCAUCUAUGUUGUUCCUCAGAUGUGCAUGGCCUUCGUCAUGAUUCCGAGGGUGGAGGAUGCACUCCGCCUAGUGAAAGCCUCCGUAAGGAAGGGCGUUAUGUUCGAAGGGUCUAAAAUCCGUGUCCAAGCAUUAUGCAGCGGCUUUACCAUGACGCCGUUUAGGUUUUAUAAAUCACUGAUGAAGAUGAUGCGUUCUCCGGUGGUUGGAGCAAAAUCAAUCGUCAUCAAGAACAUUCCAUGGAGUGAAUCCAGGGUGCUCAGAGAGACUUUGAAAAAAAUCAAUUCUGUCACAAACUUCCUGCCUCUCCUCAACCAGGUAUUCAUAGAAUUUGAGUCCGUUUGCGAUGCUGAUCGGCUCGGCGUUUGGUACAGCCUCCUGAAACAAGCCCCUGGGCACCAAGUCUACAGGCUGGAUACACCAACCACUUGCGGUACAUCACUACCACCAAAACUUCCUGAGAACGCUCUGCCGGAUAGCAAGGAUGCUGUUGCCGGGGCAACUAUCCCGUCAAUAGAAAUUGGCAUUCCGCUGCACACCAUUCCACCAUUUUGGGUCACGAUGAGAGCUCGUCCCUUCCUGUACCCUACCGCGUCUCCUUGGUUCAUCAUCCCAGAUUACCUGACAGUCAAAGAACAUGAUGACAUUGAGAGGGCCAGUGCUCGAGGUUCCAUGUUCCCCACAAUCAUGUUGACCGGUUUGCCAGGAUUUGGCCAAUACAAGCAUGAGGACGUGGCCAAGCUGGUCUGGCGAUAUUUCCCCAAACAGAACCUUCACUCCCUGUACUACAACGUGACGGUCUUAACGCUGCAGAAGAGGGCCUUUGUGUUUUUCGCCGAUUGGGCUUCGUGCUGCGAUUUUGUCCGAGAUCACAUCACAAAUCCAGUUUCUGUCGAAGGCUACACGCUUGGUGUUCACUUCGUCUUGGAGCACAUGCGUCCUGAAUCCAGUGAGGAGAUGAUGUACACAAGUCUGAUGAAGUGGAGCAACGCUGGAGUUCCAGAGCCAAAGUCUCUGGAGGAGCGGUUGCUGUGCGUGGAGAUUUCUGAGACGUCUGUGGACGUCAUUGGGGUGGUCAUGGAAAUGGUGGCGUCCAUCGCGACCUUUGUCAGCUUUCUGCCGCUCGCCAACAGGAUAUGCAUUGAGAUGUCUGACUCCAGCAGUGUAACCAAGGUGGUGGAGAAAUACAACACUUUCCAACCGGACUCUACUGAAAAGGACAAAGCUUGGAGAUUAGUUGAACGUGUUGAGCCUGUGAAGAGCCUUAAACAGCGUCUACAAGAUUUUACUGGGAUCAAACUAAACUUUGGGCUAGACACCAUCUAUGUCAAAGCCAAGCCCCCGGCUGUGAUUUGUCAAACCCAGCCUCCCGUUUCUGAACUGUCGGAUAAUGGGUCACAACCUGCUCUGCAAACCAGUGGUCCUGGUGGAUCCAUCAUUUCUGAGCCCAUCACAGCAGAACCAAGUGCUACCGCCGCAAGUGACGUAGCAAUGAAGGAGGACGGCGAGAAACCAGGAACUGAGAUCGCUAUGAACUCCACUGUUGGUCCAGAGGCAAAUGAGGAUGUAGAGAAAGCAGAAGUAAAGGAGGAAGAGGGGUCACUAACUACUUUGAGCUCUACUGGUGAUGUGACCUUAACCUCUGCCAUCAGCAGUGGGAACACAGUCCCAGCUGCUUCCAGUCCUGUCCCCUCAGCCACAGCACUCACGCCUGAAGAAAACUUUGCAGAACUUCCUCAGAUCAAUACGGCCAUUUUCCAGGCCCUCAAGGCAGCAGUUCACAAACACAGGCUCACCCAGGAGAGCACAUCCCAGAGUGAAGACCAAGAGGUGAGGCCUGGCUUGAGCCCCAGCAAAAGCAACACAAGCUCUAGAACUACAAUGAUUGAAGACACAACACAAAGAAAGGGUCAGGAUGAUGUUACAGAUGACAUCGCUUCGUCAGACGACUGUCUUUUUGACGAGCAAAAUUUCAACAUGGAUGACUUUGUCACUGUUGACGAAGUUGGUGAUGACGUGGGAGACACAAGCCCCGAACCUCAUAGCUCCUCUUCACCCAAGCAUUCCUCCCGAGCAAGAAGAGAAAGGCAAAGCCCAAGUGUGUCGUCCGCUGGCAAACGGACCUCAACGAGGUCUCCGAAAGACUCUAAGAGCUCAGCCUCUUCCUCAUCCUUCUCAUCCAAGUCAAAUAAAGGCUCAAGCUCUUCUAGCUCUGUGUCACCAAAGAAAUCCAAGGACUCAUCUGAGCCCACCAAAUCCCCUACCAAACCCUCGGCCUCUGCCAGUGUCGGUAAGGCCUCCUCCUCUUCUCCGCCGUCUACUGAAACCCCUUCUUCCCCUGGUCAGAAAACACAACCCAGCAAGACAAAAUCUCCAGUCAAAGCAUCAAAUACUGCAUCCCCCCAUUGUAGUACCCGCUCAUCCUCCGCUGCACGUCAAAAGGAAAGGAUAACAUCGGCAACAACUGUAAAGGCAUCAAUGGAGACUCAUUCAUUCGUGACUCAUUCUGAGCCACUUAGAGAAGAAGCAAAAGACACAGAGAGCGCAGUGGCAAAGUCUGACCACAGAGUGUCAGCAGAAGGCAUUGCUGCAAAAACUGUUGAGUCAGAGACAAAAACAGAAACAUCAUCAGAGAUGCAUCCACCUCUACAGGGACAUGGAGUACAGUUGAGCCAAGCCCAGAGUCUGGAGACUGAUUUUAAUGUCAACGCACUCAAAGACUUGAAGAAAAGCAAAGAGGAAGGGAAAGAAGAUGAUGUUGACACACAUAACGACGACAACGAUGAAAAAUUCCAAAUCCUUGAUUCACUUGAUCAAACGGAUGAAUCGAUGGAUGUUGGGGUUCAAGACGGCAGCUCUGAAGCCCAGCUAACUGGACCCGAGGGAGGCCAGACUUUGCAUGAGGAAAGCUUUCAGGUUUUGGACAGUGUGGACGAUGAAGGAAAAGCCCGCCCUGAGGAGAACAGUGAAAUGGAAAUGGACAGUUCUUUCCAAGUGUUGGACAGUGUUACUGAAGACCAAGCAGCUACAGGUCAAGAGGUCUGUCCCCUGGUCCAAGAUGACGGUUCCACAGUAAAACAACUGCUUGAGGAAGAUGCAACUUCAGCAGGUGACAAAUUUGACAAAGAUUCAGUAGGUAAAGAUCAUGAGACAAAUAAUGUGUUAGAUACCGGAACUAAACAAGGUCCAACAGACAAGGGAGAUGGGAAGAAGAGGAAAGAGGAGGAAGUCAAAGACAAAAUACUUUCAGCAGAGUCCUGCAAUGCCUCCAAAGAUGUGGAAAAUAUUGGUGGCCGAAUCCCUAAUGAAGACCAGCCUCCUCAAGACCCCAACAACAAAGAAACUUUAAAAGACCCUGACAGUGAUGUUACUGAACAAGAAACCUUUGAGAUAUUGGAUUCAAUUGAAGAUCAGACCGCAGCAGAAGAUGACAGCCAGAACCUCAAAACUCCCAGUGACCAGAUAUGUAAAGAAGACAUUAGGCCCACGGAGGAAGAGGAAGAGACCUAUCAGGUAAUUGAUUCGGUGGAAGAUCAGCCAACGACUACAGAGACAAAGUCAGAGUCUACCAAAGAGGGAAAAAGAAAAACAACAGAGGAGGCGACUGCUAGAAAAGAUGACAGACCAUCAAAGAGGAGUGGCCCCACAACCAGAGUUUUCAAAAGUGAAGAGGAGAAAUCACCAGAGAAACGGAAUAGGACAGUUAAAAAAUAUGAGACACAGACGAAGAUGGACACCACUGCAGGAGUUUCUCAGAAAGACAAAGAGGUCACUGAGGAGACGCUGUAUGAGAUAGUAGAUUCUGUUGAAGACGAAUCAGUUGAAGAUGUUGCCGCCACAGAACGGUCUGGUAGAAGAAGGAGUGCGAGAGGAAAGAAAUCUCAGAUUCUCACAGAAGUGUCUGAAAAACCAGAGGAGGCUACAUACAAGAUUUUAGACUCUGUGGAGGACGAAACUCCGAAUGGUGAACCGACCUUCACAACAAGAUCUACCAGAGGAAAAAGGGAAAGAACAACAAAGAAAGAUGCUUCAAAUGAGAAAACAAAAAAAGAGGAGACGCCAACAAGAAGGAGUCACACUCCUGCCAGAGAGGCGCAGGAACAAAACAGAGAAAAAACACCAAAGAAAGAGGUUAAAGCCCCUCCAAAAGAGAGCACACCAUUAAAGACGAGUGACAAUGUUGUAAGAGAGGUAAGUGAGGAGGAUGCUACGUGUGAAGUAUUUGACUCUGUAGAGGAUGAGGUUCAGGAUGAUCGGCCCGCUACUAGAAGAAAAGGAAAAGGGGGAAGACCAAAGAAAGAGGUUAAAACAACUAAAAAAGAAAGUACAACAUUAAAGAAGGGUGACAAAGACGCAUCCAAAAAAGUGGCCGAUGAAGAAGAGGCAACUUAUCAGAUUCUAGAUUCUGUGGAGGACGACACGGUUGACGAUCAGCCCCCCACAGAACAGUCAGAAGAGAAAAGUUCUAAAAUCAAUGACCAGCAAACAAAGAAAAUUGGAUCUCUCGCUGGAUCACCCAAAAAUGAGGAGGAGGAAGAGCCUAUGUAUCAGAUCAUAGAUUCCCUGGAAGACGAUCAAGUUCAAGAAGAGCUGACAGCUACAGAGGACGAGACAAAAGAUGAAACUCCUACAAAAGAAGAGGCAGAAAAAGAAGACACACCAACAUGUGGUACCACAGUUGAGGAAGUGUCCGAAAAAGUGAUCAUCAAGGAGGAGACUCUGUAUCAGAUAGUUGAUGAUUCAGAGGAGGUAAAUGACGAUCCAUCUGCGGCAGAAGGGUCUGCUAUGGGAAAUAAGGAAAGUACACCCAAAGAAGACAUUAAGGAAGAGGACAAAUCAACAAGUAAAUCCCAGAGUGAUACUGCCAAAUUCGAAAGGGAGAACAAACAACAAUCACCCGGGAAAGACGACACAACAAGCAUGCUGGUGAACCUGGACGAAGUGAGCGACGAGGAGGAGGAGUACCCUGAUGAUGCGGCCGAGGAAGAAGAACUGAGGAAGCGACAAGCCGCUGCAAAAGAGAAGAAGUUCAUCAAGGAGCGGGAAGCGAGGAGGACCAGGGAGAGGGAGGAGAGGAGGACCAGGGAGAGAGAGCAAAGGGAGCAAAGAAGCCGGAGCAGCAGCAGCGGCGGAGGAGGAGGAGGAGGAGGUGGUGGCGGGGCAGGGACGAGAAGGAUGAAGGAGAGGGGGAGGGAGAAGGAGGAGAUGGUGACUCUGGAUGAGGUGGGAGCAGAUGAGGCCGGAGAGGAAAGAGCGUCGGAGAGCCGAGAGUGGGAUGAGGAGAUCACGGAGGGAGAGCUGCAGGCACUCGUCACUCUUGAUGAAUUCGUAGAAGAAGAGGAGGACGGGAAGGCCGAGCAAAUCACGCUGGAGACCCACCCACCCACCCUGGAGGAUGAAUCAGUGGACUUCUUAAACUCAGAGACUUUGGUGACUUUAGAUGAAGCUGGUGAUGAUGAGGAAGAGAAGCCGCACGAAGAGCAAACUGAGAAAACCUCAAAAUCUCCCAAACGCAGACACGAUGAUGACACCGAGGAAAGUAUGAACUUUGUGACAGUAGAUGAGGUGGGAGAGGAGGAGGAAAAGGAAGCGGUAAUAACCAGGACAAGAGGACAAGCCAAGAAGAGAACCAGACAGACCCCUGUGAGAACAUCUACCAGAGGGAAAAAAGUGACUGAAGAAGAAAGGGAACCAGCUGGCACUGAUGUACUGCCUCCAACUCCACUCGAAGCCUCCUCGUCUCUGGACAAAGAUCCGUCUACGUUGUUGAGUGAUGGCCAGCCGGAGAUCCAGAAGACAGAGGUGGAAGCAGCGAUCCAAGCCGACAUCGAUGCUUCCUCUGCUGGGCAGAAACUGCAACCGGGGCCCUCUGAGAACCGGACACUGGAGGGAUGUGUGGAGGAAGGAGAGGAGGAGAAGGAAGGAUGGAGCAGGACGGACAUUAAAGCUGUGAGUAAACGGAGGAUGGAGCUUGUCGGACCUGAAGCAAAGCGAUCUCGGUCUGAGUCUCCUUGUGUCGCUGCCAACUUCAAACCGCCUGCAUUCAAACCCAACAACCCCCUCGGUCAGGAGUUCGUGGUCCCCAAAUCAGGGUAUUUCUGUAACCUCUGCUCUGUUUUCUACCUGAACGAGAGCACCGCCAAGGACCUCCACUGCAGCAGCCGGAGACACUUUGAAAACCUGCAGAAACAUUACCAGAAGCUUCAACAGAAACCAUCAAGAAGUUCCACACAAACUUCUCAAGGCUCCGUUUCUGAUUGAUGCCGACUUCAACUACUGACUUUUUUUUAUUGAUGUCUUUUUUGUCGAAAAUGUGAAAAAGGUAAAGCUGGACCAGUGAAACGUCUGCAGCUUUAAAAACCACUGCAUCCUUCAUUCGUUUGACAAUUCAAUGUGUAUAACUAAUUACUGUCUGGCAUCUUUGUUCAUAUAAAUGUGUAAAUUAUACAUCUACCUUAAUAAUACAUUUAUAUUUUAGCAUGUAUUGGGUUUCAAACUCCCUCCAACUCUCCAGUUUCGGUGCCUUGCUCUGCCUACAGUUACAUUAUCAGUUGUGUUUGUGAAAAGACUGGAAACAUGUGCAGCGUGUCAUCAAGUCAGUAACAGUUUGGGAUUUUUUGGAAACUUUAAAAGGUGCUACAUGACCUCAUCAUUAAAUAAUAACUCCAGUAUUUACAGCAUUAAAUUCACAUUUUCUUUUGCUGAUAGUCAGGAAAUUUCUUUGCCUGCUAAAUUUUGAUGGAAACCUGGCUGGUGAUCUACAGCUCCGAUUUCUGCAGGAUACAAUGGGACUGUUGGACUAAGUUUCUUGUUGCAGUUAGAAAAUAAAUUAUUUUUUAUCUCAUUUAGGUAAUAAAGGUUUAAUCUUAUUACAUAAUUAAAAUAGAUAUUUCUUUUACAUUUCUAAUGCAACAUGUAGCACCUUUUGAAGGAUGAACUGUUACCCUGGGAGCCCAUGACCUGGUUUUUAAAAUUGUAUAAAUGAAGCCUAUAAUUUAAUCUUGCACAUGAUGUAUAAAUGUCAGAUAAGUGUUUUUGUUUAGCGAGCAUUUUUGACAAGUUUUCUUAUCGUUUAAACUUUUGGGAGAGAAUUUUUCUUGUGAAUUUAAUGUCAAAGUGAAUACAAAUAAAUACUGACAAAUGUCUGUUUUUAUGUAAAACAUUUGUGUUAUUAAGAGAAAAUGACUUCAUUAUCUUGACAUUUUUUACACAUUAAGUCAGUUAUUUAAACAUGUAGUGUAGUGGUUAUUAAU